Molecule: messenger RNA, 2877 nt
Organism: Eremothecium cymbalariae DBVPG#7215
Lineage: Eukaryota; Fungi; Ascomycota; Saccharomycetes; Saccharomycetales; Saccharomycetaceae
Product: SAPS family protein
Exons: 1
Coding region: 1-2877 (958 amino acids)
Cellular component (GO): nucleus; cytosol
Molecular function (GO): protein phosphatase regulator activity; protein phosphatase binding
Source: RefSeq, a predicted model, not a curated record
AUGUCAUUCUGGCCGUUUGGGCAAAACGCGAAUAAUUCUAAUAUAAAUCUUAUAUUAGAGGAUUACUUCCGUGUGUUGCAUUCACUGGAGGAAGAGAGUCAGGUGACAAGCACAAGUGGUUCAGCCCUCUUUAGAGGAGGUGAGGGUUCCAGGAACGUUUCAACACAUGCAAAGCUGCAGCCUGCAGCAACAUUGUCUCCUGGGCCUGAGCUACAUGGCACUUUUGGGCUGAAGGGAGCUGUUGCUUCUUCUGUCGGAGCAAGUAAUAACACUCAUGUGAACGAGAGCCGCGGGCAUGCGCAGAAAAUGUGCGGGAGUAGAAAUACCAGGGCAGGUGAUUACAAUCAUGAUAACGAUAACGAUGAUGAUGACGAUGAUGAUAAUGAUAAUGAAGAUGAAGAUUAUGAUGGUGUGUCUAUGAGACCAAGGUACAGAAACCUAAACAAUGUAGAGCCAACUUCGUUGAUUUCUGCAACAAGUUUGACGUCAACGACGUCUUCUGCAGUGUCAAUUUCUCCAGCUGAGACUUCAACUCAUAACGAGGAACCGCAUCCUAUUACCAAAAAAUCCUUGAGCCACGCUUUCAUCGACAAUAUAUUGAAGGAAAGUGAACUUUUAAAUGAAUUAACAAUGCAGAAUAACACCCUAUUAGAUUUUGUCUGUUUUGGAUUUUUUUACGAUGUGAAUGAUAACAAAGUGGAGAAUAUUGAAUAUUUACUUGACCAAUUGAUGUUUUGCAUCGAUAGGAUAAAUGAAGACAUUCAACAAGAUGAAGAUAUAGAAAAUCAGGCGCAAGACGAAAAUGAACAUAUAACUGUUGAAUAUCAUGAACAAUCAGAGAAUAAUAGUAGAAGUGAAGAUGGCCAUUUCAUUAAGAGCGCUGUUUUUGAUUGUAUACCGCCUGAAAACGACGAUACUAUUAUUCCAUUCAUGCAUGAUACCAACGAUUCUAAUCAAUCGUCGUAUCUUAACAGAGCAAACACAAUAUCGGAAAUAUUUGCCCUGGAUAUUUGGUUGAUAUCAGAGUCAUUGGUUAAAGAUUUCUCUCAUUUAACUAAGAUAUGGUCCAUGCUUUUCCAUAAAAACUUCAAAGUUGAGAAAUCUCCUCUAAUUCCAAUAUUCUUAAAGAUAAACCAAAGCUUAUUACUUACUAGGCAAGACCAGUUCUUAAAUUUUAUAAGAACAAGAAAGACAUUAGUUGAUGACUUACUACUCCACGUUGAAGUUUCGGUAUUGAUGGAUUUCUUUUUGAAGAUAAUUUCUACCGAUAAGCAGGAAGCUCCUACUGGAAUGAUUGAGCUUGUUUACGAUCAGUGUCUAAUACCAAAGUUGUUGUCUUUCUUGGACAAUGAGAAAUUUCCUGCUGAUUUACAGGCUUGUGCUGGUGAUUUUCUCAAAGCAUUAAUAUCUAUUUCAACCAAUGCUCCUCUUGAUGAAAUGUCCAUCGGACCAAAUGCUUUGACUCGCCAACUAUGCUCUGAGAAGUGUAUUGAUUGUUUUUUGGAUGCAAUCAUUAACAAAAGGGGGCCCGCAUUAACUACUUCUGUCUCCGUUGUCAUAGAACUAAUUCGCAAAAACAAUUCUGAUUAUGAUCAGGUUAACCUGCUGAACACUAGUAUCAAGUCGCAUCCCCCAUCAAUGAGAGAUUCGAUAUAUUUGGGCGUGAUGUUAAAGAAAUUUGCUUUGAAUUUAUCAAAUUUGAAAAAAGUUUUACUUGACGUCGAAGAAAACUGCAAAGAUAAAGUCAUGACAAACCAGUUGGGUGUUGCUUUUAAACCACUUGGUUUUGAAAGAUUUAAGGUCAUCGAGUUAAUUGCAGAAUUACUUCAUUGUUCAAAUAUGGGUUUAAUGAAUUCCAAAAGAGCAGAGCGAGUCGUUAAAGAACGAGAUGAAGUGAGACAACAUCUUGUUAACCAACUUCAGGAUGCACUAGCUGAUCUGAAUAUGAUCGAUGCUUAUGAUAGAGAAAAAAAUGAUACCGACGGCCGGGAACCUGGGUUUGCUACUAAUACUAGCAGUAGCACUCAGACAACCGCUGUCAAUGACAAUAUGGACGAAGAUAUUGAUGAAUCUUUUGAAAUCCCAUAUGUUAAUAUGAAUCAAAAUAUCAAACUUCGUCAAAAUCCUACUAUAGGUGAUUUGUUUAAAAUACAGCUAUAUGACACCCAAAUCUUACCAAAGAUUAUUCAACUUUUCGUUGAACAUCCAUGGAACAACUUUUGGCAUAAUGUUAUUUUUGAUGUUAUUCAACAGCUCUUUAAUGGGAGGAUGGAUUUUUCUUACAAUUCGUUUUUAGUUUAUUCUCUCUUCAAUAAUAAGAGUGCAGGACAAUUUCAGGUCGACAUUAAUUAUUCAAAAAUAAAGAAUUCAGAGCAGUUUGUUGAUUUUGAAAUUGCAAGAGAUCUUAUUCUACAAGGAUACAAGGAUUCACAUGAUUUUUAUGAGCGAUAUAACACUAAUUUGGGAUUUAUGGGUCACUUAGUACUUAUUGCAGAGGAAAUUGUUAAAUUUUCAAAAGUCUACAAGGUUGAAUUGAUAUCACCAGACAUUUACAGAGUCCUUCAGAACCCUGAUUGGGUUUUCUAUUCAGAAGAAGCAUUGAAUGAUACCAGGAUGAUGUAUUCAAAAAUCUUAGGUGGCGGAGAUUACCUUGAUGAUGGUAACACUAGUAUGUUGCCUGAAAAUGGAGAUAUGCAGAAGGGUAACGGCGAAGAUUAUAUCGGCUUACAUGACAAGCAGAGUAACUCUAAGUUUUCAACUCAAGCUGAUUUGCAUAGAAAAUUGAAAAAUAAAUUAAUUAAAAAGAGCCAAGAAGAGGUUGCAAUUAAGAAUAAAGAAAAUGGAGUUAUAAUACUAGGCCCACCUCCUGAGAUAUAA